GCUAACAAUUCCGUAUGAUAUGCCCGCAGCCCCCAGAGGGUACACCCAUCUCUCUCCAGCCCCGACCCUUCUUUGCCCUGUUCAAACCCGCUCGCUCCGGCUCAUCCAAGGCGCAGCUGGGACAUGUUCGCGCUAUCAACGGCACCAACGCAUUGAGUCCGAAUCCCGGGCAUGAGCGCCUGACAAGCUAUGAACCAUGAUGAUGCCGCUGCCGGCUCGAGCUCUCAGGGCACCGGGCCAUCCGGCCUGGUCACCGACCGAGACCCUGCCCAGGACUCGGACCCGCCCUUGCCGUCGCCGCCAGAGUCGGCCGCCCAGAGGCGAAAGGCCGGCAUGUAUCGCAAGUUCCUAUUCAUGACCCAUCUCAUGACGAACCUGGAUGCUCUCGUCUACGCCGAGAUCUGCGCCCUCUACUAUAUGGACUGCUCAUUCUUCCGCCUGCUCAUGCGCGUGCUUGUCCAGUCCUUCUUCCUGAGCCCAAAGUCGGACGAGUUCGUGUUGCUGAUGCCGACACACCGGCCCCACGUUGUGGCCGUCUUGGCUCCAAACCUCCUGUGCAUGCUGCUGCACCUCCUGACCUCGCUGCCUACCGCCGGCGAGUCCACCCGCGGCUACCUGCACGGCGGUGUCAUUAUCGACUUCGUCGGCGAGAAGGCUCCGACCUCCAAGUUCAAGCUUUUACUACUCGACAUGUUGGUACUGGCCCUGCAGUGUACCAUGCUGGCCGUUCAUGCCGAAAGGGAGCGCUUGCGCAAGGUCGUCAAGCCAGCCGGGCGAGUCCUCGGGACCACUGCGCAGAAUGGCGAAGACUCCGAGGCGGCUGCCACCAGCCCAACCACGCCUGUGGCGGCUGACAAUGACACCACGGAGAGGGCAUUCUCGAGGACUGCGCCUCGAGCAUCCAGGGCAGGAGAUGGCAUAGAACUUCAGCCCCUGCCGCCACGCAGGGACGCGCAGCCUGCCCAAGUCUCGGCACAUCGCCGGCGGCCCCCAGACCUCCGCGAGUACAUGCUCUCUGGGAAUGCCGUACUCGGUGAUUUCCACGUGCUGCAUGCCCUCCGCACAGCCAGCAAUGACUACCAGAGCGCCACUGCCCAGUCGCUACAGAGCAUCGGAUAUGCUACGACUCUGGCUCGCCUAGUCGCGGAGCCAAGGUCGAGACUGAUAAGGCUCCGUGCACAACGAAGAGAACAGCAACAGCAACAACAGCAGCAAGGAGGCGGCAUGGUGUAGCGGCACACGUCAUCUUUCUGCCCCCCAUUCGGUUUCUCGUAUUGGGCUUCGGGUUGCCCAUAUACCCUUUUUUUUCUUGUAAUAAUUAUUUUUCUUGUAUCGUUCCAGUUGGCUCAAGCUAUCUUGCGUCCCACAUUGCCGACGCCAGCCCCCUUUACUGUCACCAUCAUGUCGUCUGUGUCGUCUUCGCCAACCGGUCGAAAGCCCCAACUGCUGGCACCAAACUUCCUCAGGUCCCUUGCCAGGCCGAUUGUUUCUGCGUCCAUAACGUCGCUGCCGAUCCUGAGGCGACCGACGUCCUCAGACCCCAUAGCCAUGAGAGUGAGCACUGUCCGCGCCGCUGCCCAGCUGACACAGCCUCCCUUUGCGAUUGCCUCGAGAAGCUGGUGUGCGCACUGAACGCCGAGGUCUUCUGGCAGCGCGCCACCGCGUGCUGGCGACACCACGUCGGCCGAGUAGACGAUUCCGGGGACGCUGGACUCGGCCACGAGACUCAGACCGAAACCGAUGCCGAUUUUGUUCCUAGCAUCGUCCUUUCCUGGGGAUGCCUCUCCAAUCUUGAUCUCUCCCGUCAACGCGUUGAGGACAGACCGGGCCGCAUGUAUCAUCCUCUUGUUGUUAGAAGCCGAGACGCCAGUGGAGUAGGCAACGCCGCCGAUGCGUUUUAUCCUGCCGGGGCUUCGGUUCAUAUGCAGCGUCUUCGGUAGCCGAACUUGGCUGGCAAAGCGCAUCUCCACGACGCCGCCGCCACGCCGCUCGCCAAAGCCGGCGCACGACCGUUGCCUGACCAGCAGGCCGAUCCGUGCUGGCGGAAUGCCGAAGAGGCCGUAUAGAGGCAGAAUCGCCAGGCGGAACGAGUCUACCGACAUGUCGCCCAGCUCCGUAGCAGCUGUUAUGACGCCUGGGCCGGAGAAGCGCACGUUCAUGUGUGCCUUUGAGAAGGGUGCCAGCAGGGCGAGCGGGAUGAGGAAAUAGGAGAUGCCGCGGCGAUUCGUCUCGGACAGAGUGUACUCGAUUACGUCGCCAUGGGCCGAGGCGCCGCCGCCGGGGACGCUGCCAGUGAUGAGGCCCGGGUGGUAGGUCAUGGUGGUUCCGGUGUAGGAGAUCUGGAUGGAGCUACCGUUGGUGACGGCCUCAAGCAGGCGCAGGAAGGAGAUCUCGUGGGGCGCCAGGCCGGGCGCGGUCGGUGACGAGCUGCGGAUUCCCGAGAUGUGGACCGGCUUUCCCGUAAGGGUUGACAGAACGAGUCGUUGCGUGAGAUUUCGGUGGCCCGUGAACCGGACGUAGCCGGGGGCGGAAGAUGUGGUCGCCAUCGUGAGAGACGUAGAAAGCCACCCGAGCUGGGCUCCCCAAGUUCCCUGAUCUCUUUCCCUCACACGCUCUCGUAUCACCGCGCCCGCACGCCGCCUUGCAGCAGGCAACAGAUAAUUCCCUGUUAUCGGUCCCUGGUUGGGUCUGAAGAACACGGGCACACGUUCAAGUGGCUUAUUUACGCUGAAAUGUUCGGUCGUGGCGGCCAAGACAGGCAAUUGAGCGAUCCUGGACCUGUCGUCGGCUCCGUUGCGCGAGGCUUGAACUUUUCGCGACCCCACCCAAGACUUUUUUAUGGGUCAAAUGGUUAAUUUCCUUAUCCGCAGGAACAGAUAAGGAGUAUGACCCACUUAUAGAUGGAAGCUCCCGCUGUGCAGGAAGCUGUGGUGGGAUGUGGAAGACG
Molecule: messenger RNA, 2947 nt
Organism: Gaeumannomyces tritici R3-111a-1
Lineage: Eukaryota; Fungi; Ascomycota; Sordariomycetes; Magnaporthales; Magnaporthaceae
Exons: 2
Coding region: 190-1233 (347 amino acids)
Biological process (GO): protein processing; SREBP signaling pathway
Cellular component (GO): Dsc E3 ubiquitin ligase complex
Source: RefSeq, a predicted model, not a curated record